Solanum dulcamara is the source of this 1988-nucleotide messenger RNA. RefSeq names its product probable glucan endo-1,3-beta-glucosidase A6. The transcript is spliced from 3 exons. Gene Ontology annotation, biological process: carbohydrate metabolic process. Gene Ontology annotation, molecular function: hydrolase activity, hydrolyzing O-glycosyl compounds. Lineage: Eukaryota; Viridiplantae; Streptophyta; Magnoliopsida; Solanales; Solanaceae. Bases 230 to 1624 code for a protein of 464 amino acids. Gene Ontology annotation, cellular component: plasma membrane. The record is from RefSeq and is a predicted model, not a curated record.
GAAUUGAUUCUUCUUCUUUAAAUCCUUUUUACCUUUUCUUUAUUACCAAAAGGUAAAUACGAAGUGGUCAUCCACCUGCGAAAAAGCGUCAUUUAUAGCAACUCCAAAAUAAAAUCUAAGCUCACUGCCUUUUUUUUUCCCCCUCUGCUUCAGUCUUACACUUACCCCUUAAUAUAUAUAAACACGUUUUCCACCGAAAGCCAUCAUCGCUUGAUUAAGAAAAAUCAAGAUGGCUUGUUUAUCUACUUUGCUUCUGCUAUUUUCUCUUGCUUUUGCUUCUUUCUCCAGUGCAGAAUUCUCAUCUCAGGUUGGAAUAUGCUACGGACAACUUGGGAACAACCUCCCUGUUCCAAAAAAAUCAGUUGACUUAAUCAAAGGUCUCAAAGCCAAAAGAGUCAAGAUCUAUGAUGCAAAUCCAGAAAUCCUUAAAGCUCUUAAAGGCACCGACCUUCAAGUUUCAGUCAUGAUACCAAAUGAACUCAUCAACAACAUCUCUACAAAUCAAACCUUAGCCGAUCAAUGGGUCAAAAACAAUGUUGUACCUUUUUAUCCAGACACAAUGAUCCGUUACCUCCUUGUCGGAAACGAAAUCCUUAGUAGUCCACCUAACACCACUUGGUUCAACCUUGUACCUGCCAUUCGCAAAAUCAGAUCCUCUGUCAAAAAAUUUGGUCUAGUAAAAAUCAAAGUCAGUACACCAUUAGCUAUUGAUAUGCUUGAAUCCUCUUUCCCACCUUCUAAUGGUACUUUUAGGUCUGACAUUUCUGAAAAAGUCAUGAAACCCUUGUUACAUUUCUUGAAUCGAACUAAAUCUUUCCUUUUCAUUGAUGUUUAUCCUUAUUUUGGUUGGGCAGCUCAACCCACUGUAAUUAAUCUCGACUAUGCCUUGUUAGAUUCCAAAAACAUUACUGUUUCGGAUUCGGGUUCGGGUUUAACCUAUACAAAUUUAUUGGACCAAAUGAUUGAUGCAGUGUAUUUCGCUAUGAAAAGAGUCGGGUACCCGGAUGUUCGGUUAUUUAUUGCAGAAACGGGUUGGCCCAAUGCCGGUGGGGUGGAUCAAAUUGGAGCGAACAUCUACAAUGCAGCAACGUACAACCGCAAUGUGAUAAAGAAGUUUACAGCUAAGCCACCUGUUGGAACCCCAGCUAAACCAGGAGUUGUUGUGCCGACAUUAUUAUUUGCUUUGUAUAACGAGAAUCAGAAACCGGGUCCGGGUACGGAGAGGCAUUUCGGGUUAUUGUAUCCUAACGGAACAAAUGUAUAUGGUAUAGACUUGUCGGGAAACACGCCGGAGUCUGAAUAUAAGGCGUUGCCGAGGGCGAGGAACAAUGAGCCGUAUAAGGGGAAAAUUUGGUGUGUUGUUGGGAGAAAAGCUAAUGCGACGGAGUUGGGUGGAGCAAUGUCGUAUGCAUGCGGGCAGGGUAAUCGGACUUGUGAUGAGAUCCGACCCGGAGGGAAAUGUUACAAACCGAAUUCUUUGGUCUUACAUGCUAAUUAUGCAUUUAGUUCUUAUUGGGCUCAGUUUAAGUCAUCUGGAGGAACUUGUUAUUUCAAUGGACUUACCGUUCCUACCAAAAAAGAUCCAAGUUACGGGUCUUGCAAGUUCCCAAGCGUCACACUUUAAAGAUGGGUCCAAUGGAAGCUACGGUGGCAGAUACAUAUAUUAUACGUGAGAAUACAUAGAAGAUUUUUGUUCUAUUCUUCUAUUUAUUGAUUUGUAUUCUUCCGUAUAGAAGAAAAGAACCUAACCUAUCUACAACAAUGUUCAUUUUAAUAAGUAACAAGCAAUAAUUGUGUGUAGUGUAGGGGGAUGAAAUACAUAAAUUAAAUUAAUGCUGUUAUUUAUUUUCACUGAUCCACUUGUUAUAAAAUUUGGACGUUAGCAUAUCAUAGCUGUCACUGUACUUCCUCCUCUUACUUUUUAUUUGUCCAAUUUUGUACACCCCCUUAAGAAAUCAAUGAUUAAUAUUAAUAAUAUUUUUACACAA